AUCGCCACCAUCAAGAACAGGGGGAAGGGGAAGAAGAAGAAGAAGGAGAAGAGGAAGAGGAAGAGGACGAGGAGGAGCGACCAAAUACUGUGGAUCGCGGAACUAGAGAAAGAGGGAUCUCCAGGAGUAGGAAUGGCGGAAGGAGAGAAGAGAGGAGGGGAGAGGGGAGAAGAGAGCGUGAAGCUGUUUGUGGGACAGGUACCUAAGCACAUGACGGAGGAGGAGCUCAUGGACCUGUUCAAGGAGGUGGCUCUCGUCGACGAAGUCAGCAUCAUCAAGGACAAAGUCACCAAGGCGUCCCGAGGUUGCUGUUUCCUGUUCUGCCCGUCGCGGCAGGAGGCCGACAAGGCGGUCGCGGCGUGCCAUAACAAGCGGACGCUCCCCGGUGCUUCUAGUCCAAUGCAAGUGAAGUAUGCUGAUGGUGAGCCGGAAAGGCUAGAGCACAAGCUUUUCAUUGGAAUGCUUCCAAAGAACAUAUCUGAUACUGAAGUUGCAGUGUUAUUUUCAAAAUAUGGUACUAUUAGGGACUUACUGAUCUUGAGAGGUUCUCAACAAAUAAGUAAAGCAGGCUGUGCAUUUUUGAAAUAUGAAACAAAAGAACAGGCUUUGACAGCCCUUGAAGCCUUAAAUGGGAAACAUAGGAUGGAGGGUUCAAGUGUGCCUCUGGUUGUUAAGUGGGCUGACACAGAAAAGGAAAGGCAAGCUCGAAGGGCACAAAAAGCUCAAUCUCAGGCAUCUAAUGUUUCUAAUCCCAGUUCAAUGCAGCAGCCAUCAAUAUUUGGAGCAUUACCAAUGGGGUAUAUGUCUCCAUAUAAUGGAUAUGGGUAUCAGCCACCUGGAACUUAUGGACUUAUGCAGUAUCCUCUAGCUUCAAUGCGAAAUCAAGCUGCAUUUCAUAAUAUGAUCCCAUCAGUUAAUCAAGGUAAUGCAGUGCGUGGGAUCAGUUCAGAUGUUUCUCCAGGCACAGGACCUAGAAAUUUAAAUACAACCCAACCCGGUGGCUUCAUAGGUUCACCAUAUCCCAUAUUGUCAGGUCUUCAAUAUCCAUUGGCAUAUCCAGCGGAUAGUGGGCAUUUGGGUGAUUCUAAUGGUUCAGGCCAUCCUGUUAAUAUUAAAACCAACCCAGCAAAAUCUUCAAGCCCUACCACAAAUUCUGGAACUCAGAUAGAAGGCCCUCCUGGAGCUAAUUUAUUUAUAUAUCAUAUUCCACAAGAAUAUGGCGAUCAAGAGCUCUCAAAUGCCUUUCAGGGAUUUGGCAGGGUUUUAAGUGCUAAAGUGUUUAUAGACAAAGCAACUGGUGUUAGUAAAUGCUUUGGUUUCGUCAGUUAUGACACGCCUGCAGCUGCCCAGGCUGCCAUCAAUGUGAUGAAUGGCUUCCAAUUAGGUGGUAAGAAGUUGAAGGUACAACUUAAGAAAGAAAACAAAGUAAACCACAUAAAUGGUGAAAUUCGUUUAUGAGGAAGUAACAUUUCCUACAUCAUGUAAUCUCUGGCAUAUACCAAAGCUGUGGCCUUUGUUGUCUGUAAUACAAAUACAAGAUGAAUGCAAGAUAAUUGAUUAUUCUAAUUUGCUCAUUUUAUCA
Molecule: messenger RNA, 1582 nt
Organism: Musa acuminata AAA Group (dessert banana)
Lineage: Eukaryota; Viridiplantae; Streptophyta; Magnoliopsida; Zingiberales; Musaceae
Product: RNA-binding protein BRN1-like
Exons: 9
Coding region: 133-1458 (441 amino acids)
Cellular component (GO): cytoplasm; ribonucleoprotein complex; nucleus
Molecular function (GO): mRNA binding
Source: RefSeq, a predicted model, not a curated record